This is a messenger RNA of Molossus molossus (Pallas's mastiff bat), 1239 nucleotides long. RefSeq names its product dehydrogenase/reductase X-linked (gene DHRSX). The coding region runs from base 5 to 1012 and encodes 335 amino acids. The record is from RefSeq and is a predicted model, not a curated record. Gene Ontology annotation, molecular function: oxidoreductase activity. NCBI's taxonomy places the organism in Eukaryota, Metazoa, Chordata, Mammalia, Chiroptera, Molossidae. The transcript is spliced from 7 exons.
AGCCAUGUCGCCUUUGUCUGCGGUGCUGGCGGCCCUGCGCGUCUACGCGGCGGGCGUGGCGGUGAUGUUGACGCAGCUGCUGCGUCGCUGUCGCGGGGGCUUCGUGGAGCCAGUCUUCCCUCGGCAGCCUGACCGUGUUGCUAUAGUGACAGGAGGCACAGAGGGAAUCGGCUUGGCUACCUGCAGGCACCUGGCAAGACUCGGCAUGCGUGUCAUCAUAGUGGCAAAUCAUGAAGCGAAUGGCCAGGAAGUGGUGAGGAAGAUCAAAGAAGAGACGCUGAAUGAGAAAGUGGAGUUUUUAUACUGCGACCUGGGCUCCCUGAGGUCCGUCCGGGAAUUUGUCUGCACGUUCAAGGAGAAGAAGCUUCCUCUGCACGUGCUGGUCAAUAACGCUGGCGUGAUGAUGGUCCCUCAGAAUAAGACCGUGGACGGGUUUGAAAAACACUUUGGCUUGAACUACCUGGGACACUUUGUUCUGACCAACCUCCUCCUGGACACCCUCAAAGCAUCGGGAUGUCCCGGCCGCAGCGCCAGGGUGGUGACUGUGUCGUCGGCCACGCAUUACGUCGGGAAGCUGGACAUGGAGAACCUUCAGAGCAGCGGCUCCUACUCCCCGCACAACGCCUACGCCCAGAGCAAGCUGGCCCUGGUCCUGUUCAGCUACCACCUGCAGAAGCUGCUGGCUGCCCAGGGCAGUCACGUCACCGCCAACGUGGUGGACCCUGGGGUGGUGAACACAAACCUCUACAAGCAUGUCUUCUGGGGCACACGUCUGUUCAAGAAGCUGUUUGCCUGGUGGUUUUUCAAGACCGUGGAUGAAGGAGCCUGGACGUCGGUCUAUGCGGCCGUUACCCCGGACCUGGAGGGCGUGGGUGGCCUCUACCUUUACAAUGAGAAAAAGACCCAGUCACUAGCGGUCACUUACGACCUAGAGCUGCAGGAACAGCUCUGGGCCAGAAGUUGCCAGAUGACCGGCAUCGUUGACGUGACCCGGGACGUCUUCUCAGGGUAGCUGCCCCGUCGGGAGGACGUCUCACGGGGUCCACCACUCACGGGUCUGUGAAAGAUCGCACCGGCCUCAUUCACUCACACUCUGUUGCCAAAACGUCAAGCCUUUCGGGAUGCCAAGGAGCAAGAGGAAGGUGGAGGGUGACCCUGAGCCGCUGGGCCUCCCCCAUCCGUCUUGUGAUUCCAAAGUGUCCAAUUAUUCCAGAUGCCAUGAAUCAUUAAACUCUGCCA